GGCAAUGAGAUGUGAAGCUGCCGCUCGCUAUAUCAGACUGUCAAAGCAGAGGGGGUGCUUUCUGAAGGAAACAAGCACCCACUGGCUGUGCAUACUGACCUGACUACACCUCCUUCAAACCUGCAUCCUAGACAGACUCCCCUCCGUGACCAGGAGCACCGCAAAGUAAAUGGCAUUGGCAAUGGAGUAGAAGGGGCAACCUCUCCACUCAUCGGUCAAACCAAAAGUGAAGCCCGACUACCAUCACUUGUCUCCUUAAGGAUGUCCGAGACACUGUUCCAACAGGAGAGGCUCCAAGCUAUCGCGGAGAAGAGGAAGCGGCAGACGGAGAUAGAGAACAAAAAACGACAGCUGGAGGAUGAGCGACGGCAGCUCCAACACCUGAAGUCCAAGGCUCUACGGGAACGAUGGCUGCUGGAGGGAAUUCCUUCAUCGGCAGCAGAGGAGGAUGAGGGGAUGAAGAAACAGUUCCAGGAGGACAGUGUCAAAACUAAACAGAUGGAGGAGACCAUCCAGAGGCUUGAGAGGGAGCUUGAAUCACUUGAAAACGGGGACGUUGCCAUCUCUAAAGAAAACAGCAUUGAGGAGAAGCUGAAAGAUGAGGAGAAGGUCUCUCCGAGCAAAGGUGGUGAAUUGGCAAAGCGUCACAGCAGCCCAUUGGCCAAUAAAACCGAAGGAAGCACAGAGAAGAUGAAGGCUGCAAUGUUUGCAGUGGAAAUUACAGUGGAGAAGGACAAUGUAACAGGGGAGACUAAGGUCUUGUCCACCACUAGUGUGUCCCCCAAAAACCUCAAGCAGCAAGGUGUCAAGGUCUAUGAGGAUGACCUCAAGGUGAUCCAUGAGGUGCGAAAAGGUGAUGGAGCAGUGGAAAACGGAGUUCAUCUUCUAAGUACCACAGAAGUUGAUGAGCUGAUACAGAAAGCUGAUAAGAUGACAGACUUUAGUAAAGCAGUGGUUCCUGAGGGGAAAGGACCUAAUCAACUUGAGGCUGACAAUCAGACCCCAGAAAAGCUAAAGCCAGAUGGGAUAGCCGGAGAAAAUCUUAAAAUCCUUCAGAAAACCCCAGGCGAUGGUGCGGAGCCCAGCAAAGACCAGCCAGUGACCAUGAUUUUCAUGGGAUACCAGGAUGUUGAGGAUGAGAACGAGACCAAGAAGUUCCUAGGGUACGAUGGAACAGGCAAGGCAGAGCUGGUGAUGAUUGAGGAUGGUGACAGCAAGAAUGAGAGGCCAGUAGAGAGUCAAGCUCCCCCAAAUGGCACUGCUGCAGAACCUGGAGCCCAGGCCACUGAGGAGAAGCCGGAUGGGAAGGGAAAAGAGGCUAUCAGUGAAGCGAAGGAUCUGAAGGAUAAGCAGCGUUGCCAGUGCUGCAUUGUGAUGUGAUUGCACCCUGUCUUGCUCUUAUUGUACAGUUGGAAUGUUAUAUGUUCAUAGUCUUCAGAUGCACCAUAUGUCUUCUAACAUAACACAUGCUUUCAAUUGGGGAUGCAAGGAUUGCAGCCAAUCCAACGUGACUUAGCAAAGACCUACAUUUUUAUUGGAAUUCAGUCAGAGCCUAAAAAAAAAGCUGAAAGCUGAUUGGCUGAAUGAUACCCUAAACAUCAUCAUUUGAGUACAGUUGAGCUCCAAUGAAGUUAUCUUGAUGAUGACACGAUGGGCUGUAAUGUCCUAUUAGAUUCAUCCACAGUGUGGUAGCCGGAUAAACAAUUAAACCAAUAUUCAGUAGAAAAAGAAAAUAAAAUUGCAAUUAACCCUUUAAAGUGGCAUUUGUCCAGGCUGUGGUGCGGGGAGACAAAAUUGACAGUAGGGCACCCUGGAGGUGGGUUUUUUUGCAUCAAAGAUUGGACUGGUCAUUCUGUGAGUCCGCAGAAUCAGGGUUUGGAAUAGGCUAUUAAAAUAGGCCCAGUAACUCCUUCAUCUUUCUGGGACUCUCACCAAAGGUGAACAGUUGGGAGGAAGAUGAACAAUAGUUUCAAGAUUUUGUAAAAUAAAGUGGUAGAACAGUGUACCUAAUGUAGAAAAAAAUAAAGUUAGAAUUUAAGAACCGACAGAAUAACAAAGGGGACAGAACUGGUGAAAAAGGGAUGGUUGGGUACAUAUAUUUUAUUUUCUUCAAAAUCAGGUUUUUGGUGUCUCAUUUAGUUCACGGGGGCCAGUGUUACAGUAAUAAAUCUAAGCCUAUCUUCAUAUGAGUAUCUACAUUACUGUAAGGAGAUUUUUUUUAUUUAUUGUGACAAUGCCCUGAACUGAAAACAGACUAAGUCAGCCCAUCGAGAGGGGAGUUUCUUGAAACCUGCCAGCAACAUAAGGGUUAAAAAUCAUAAUGCAAAAUUUGAGGUAUUAUUCUACAUCAGUGUAAUUUUUCUGUCAUCUGGUCAAUUAGCAAAAACUGUACACACAAAUUCAUGAUGUUUGGUUAUCGCUUUUAUGCAGUGAUUCUCUCCUUCAACGUUGAAUCCAAUCAACGUGAAUUAUUUUGAUCCUUUAUUGAGCCACAGUGCCAUUGAGUUCAAUCUUUCUACUUCCUGGUGAAUAUGAUGCCUUAAAUGAUCCGAAUAAGCAAAAAUAAACUAAUGUCAAUA
Molecule: messenger RNA, 2579 nt
Organism: Carcharodon carcharias (great white shark)
Lineage: Eukaryota; Metazoa; Chordata; Chondrichthyes; Lamniformes; Lamnidae
Gene: palm1a
Product: paralemmin 1a
Exons: 9
Coding region: 262-1380 (372 amino acids)
Biological process (GO): regulation of cell shape
Cellular component (GO): membrane
Source: RefSeq, a predicted model, not a curated record